Molecule: messenger RNA, 939 nt
Organism: Adineta ricciae
Lineage: Eukaryota; Metazoa; Rotifera; Eurotatoria; Adinetida; Adinetidae
Source: the annotation of a GenBank genome assembly
AUGGAUUAUGUUCAACAAUUAACAUCGAUACAAACUUAUGUGUAUGCGUACGGUGGUACAUUUCUAGCAGUUGCGGGAAGUCUUGGUUGUGUCCUUAACUUGCUGAUUUUCUCAAAGAAAAAUCUUCGCAAAAGCCCAUGCUCGUUCUAUUUUCUCGCAUAUAAUCUUGCUAAUUUCCUUGAAAUUUCAACAUGUUUUUCCCAAGGAAUAUCAGUAUUUGGUUUUAACGGCAAUCUUCCUACAUACAGUACCACUUAUUGUCGUCUGAUGUAUUAUGUUGGCUAUGUUCUGGACGUGCUUAGUCCGUUUUAUCUCAUUCUGGCUUCGAUUGAUCGAUCGAUCGCCACUUCACGAAAUGCACGUAUCCGUCGGCUAAGCAACCAUCGUCUCGCAUAUGCGUGCAUUCUCAUUGGAACAAUAUUCUGGAUGUUAUUUCAUAUUCAUGCAGUGUUCUUCUUCAAAUCAAUUCAAAUUAUGCCAAACUACAAUGUUUGUUACACGGAUUCAAAUGUUUAUUUAGCAUUUGCUAAUUAUUAUGCAUUAUCGAAGACCUUUUGCGUACCAAUAUUGAUGUUGAUCUGUGAAAUUCAUACGAUUCGAAGCUUUCGACUUGCACAUCGUGCCGCUAUUGCUCCAGUGUCAACAGUUGCUAGCACCGUCGGAGGUGCCAAACGUCAAAAAGAUGGACAACUAAUGAAAAUUCUACUUAUCAAUGUCACUGUUUAUAUUCUGUUCAACUUGACGCCUGUGAUUGUUUGCAUUUAUAAGCAACUCACACAGUCUGAAAACGAAAGUUUCGAUGAAAUGCAACUAGAUUCGUUUCUAACAAAUGUAUCGACCUUAGUUUAUUAUAUUCCACCAUCAAUUAGCUGUUACAUAAAUCUGGUUGUGUCGAAAACGUUUCGAGCAGAAAUUAAGAAGUUAUUUCUGUAUAAAUAG